Penicillium malachiteum is the source of this 1728-nucleotide messenger RNA. RefSeq names its product methionine--tRNA ligase MSM1. The record is from RefSeq and is a predicted model, not a curated record. Lineage: Eukaryota; Fungi; Ascomycota; Eurotiomycetes; Eurotiales; Aspergillaceae. The transcript is spliced from 8 exons. Bases 1 to 1728 code for a protein of 575 amino acids. Gene Ontology annotation, molecular function: ATP binding; methionine-tRNA ligase activity. Gene Ontology annotation, biological process: methionyl-tRNA aminoacylation.
AUGGCUUCUAUAAAGGCGCCAUUUCGCGCUCUUUCUAGAGCUAGUCUGCUCUUGAACUCAAGACGGUCAUGGACCUGUUCGACUUGCAGGUAUGGAAGUCCUAAGGUUCUCCACCGUGGACUUGCGACACCAACAGCUCCGAGUCCGGGGAAAUUGGAGAAGCCAUACUAUGUGACUACUCCUAUUUUUUAUGUCAAUGCCGCACCCCAUGUAGGCCACCUCUACACCAUGGUCAUCGCCGAUAUCUUGAAACGAUGGCAAGUCCUGCUGGGAAACACCGAUGCUCAACUGUUGACCGGCACCGACGAACACGGCAUGAAGAUUCAACAAGCUGCCCUCGAGGCCGGGAUGGAUACACAGGCUUUCUGCGAUAUGAACUGCCGAACUUUUGAGGCCCUGUCGAAAGCUGCAAACCUCAAUAACGAUCACUUCAUCCGCACCACCGACCCAGAACACCGUGAUGCUGUACAAUACUUUUGGCAAAUGCUUAAGCAUCGAGGCUACAUUUACACAUCGAAGCACGAGGGAUGGUAUUCUGUUAGCGACGAGACUUUCUAUCCACAAACCCAGGUGCAGAAUUCCCUAGACCCAGCAACUGGUAGAAAGAGAAUGGUAUCAAUUGAAACAGGAAAAGAGGUUGAGUGGUCCUCAGAAACCAAUUAUCACUUCCGCCUUUCAGCAUUCCAAGACCGCCUGCUCGAACUUUACAAAAGACCGGAUUCUUUCAUCACACCAUCAAAGUAUGCCACUUCUGUAAUUCAGUCUGUCUCGGCUGGUCUUCAAGAUUUGUCAAUUUCCCGCCCAUCAGAACGAUUGACUUGGGGUAUUCCGGUUCCCGGCGAUAAUACGCAAACAAUAUACGUCUGGCUAGAUGCAUUGGUCAACUACCUGACUCGAGCAGGAUAUCCUUUCCCACCUGGGCAGGAAAACAACUCUAUGUGGCCUGCCAACGUCCACGUAGUGGGCAAGGAUAUUGUUCGGUUUCAUUGUGUUUACUGGCCUGCAUUUCUCAUGGCUCUAGAUCUUCCCCUGCCCCGGAACGUCCUCGUGCACGGACACUGGACAAUGAACCGCGAGAAAAUGUCGAAAUCUACCGGCAACGUAGUGAACCCAUUCUUUGCCAUUGACCGGUUUGGCGUGGACGGUAUGCGAUUCUUCCUGGCUUACCAGGGAGGUCUGGGUGAUGACUCUGAUUACGACAAUUCCUUCAUCGUUCGAGAUUAUAAGAAAUGGCUUCAAGGAGGCAUCGGCAAUCUGGCCUCGCGUACCAUUGGGUGUUCGAAAGGAAAAUUACGUUCGCAUAUCGAGGAUGCUAUGACUGAUAAGCUUCCGGCCCCAACCCCGGAGGAUGUGGGAAUUCAAGAGAUGCUAGCUUCAGCACCCCCGAGGGUUGCCGAGCAUAUGACCGGACUAAACCCGCGUGCCGCUCUGCAGGAAAUUAUGAGCAUAACCGAGAAGACCCAGAAGUACUUCCACGCGACUGAGCCGUGGAAAAAUCCCAAUCCUCAGCGGAUCCUGUUUAAUGUGGCGGAAUCACUUCGCAUAUCAGCCAUUCUACUCCAGCCGUUCAUGCCCGCCAAAUCCCAAGAGCUUUUGGAACUCCUCCGCAUAGAUACUUCCAAUCCGGCCAAGCGGACCUUUUCGGCCACAGGGUAUGGAUCGGAUCCAGAUUACGGUGAGGGCAUCAAGAUAGGUCAUCUUUUCCCUCCCUUACUCGCAGAGAAUUAA